AUGACGACUGGGAGUCCGAGAGUGCGGAGGACAGCAUCCGCCAUCUCCAGCCUGGAGGUGAGGGAAGCAGAGCUUCACAAGUUGGCCAAACGGCUCACAGAGCAGGGCACUCAUUCAACAGCUAGACAGAACCCCUAUGCUGCGGAGCCUGGAUCGGACCUGGACCCAAUGCUGCUCGCACGGCGCAUGCUUUACUCUGUGCUUUCCACGCUGCCUGCCGGGACUGAAUGUGCACGUCUUCCCCAGGCGCUUGCUUCGGGCGCAACCCUUGUUAUUGAGGUUCCUGCAUUUGACCUACAGUGUGUAAGGUAG
Messenger RNA from Aspergillus novofumigatus IBT 16806, 312 nucleotides. RefSeq lists its product as uncharacterized. The record is from RefSeq and is a predicted model, not a curated record. The transcript has 2 exons. NCBI's taxonomy places the organism in Eukaryota, Fungi, Ascomycota, Eurotiomycetes, Eurotiales, Aspergillaceae. Bases 1 to 312 code for a protein of 103 amino acids.